AUGUUUCAUUUACAGGUUCAUUCUAUUGAAAAAAAAGAUAUUGGUCUUUCAAAUAUUAAAACAAUAUCUAAUUUAAAUACUGAUGAUAAAGAAAUUUAUUUCUAUCAAGAUCCAUUUAUUUAUUCAUAUAAAACAAAUGGUAUAUUAACAAAAUUAAUUAUACAAAAUCUUCCUAAUAAUAUUUAUGAUAUUGUUUAUAAUGCAGAUACUUCAAAAUUAUUAUUUAUUAAUGAAAAAGGUGUUUAUGAAUCUUCAAUUUCUAAUGGUAUUGCAACAUUAAAAAUAAAUAAAGAAGGAAUUAAAAGAAUUAAAUUAAGUGAUGAUUGUAAUUUUAUUUUAUUAAUAAGUUCAUCUGAAUUAUUAAUGUAUACUCCUGAAUUUUCUUUUCUUAAUUCUUUUUCUAUUAAAGAUAUUAUUGAUGUUUCAUUUUCAAGUAAUACUCAAUAUGUUGUUGUUUUAACUAAAAAUGAAAUGAUUGUAUUAUCAACUACUUUUAAUAUUAGAAAUAAAAUAAUACUUUCUAAUCCACAAUGUAUGUCAAUUAGACCAUCAAAUGAAUUUAUUACUGUAGCAACUAAUAAUAUUUUAAAUUUUAUUGAAGAAAAUUGUAAUAUUUAUAAAACAUUCAAUCAACCAAAUGAAUAUCAAACUAAAAUUUUAAUAUGGAAUUCAACAUCUCAAUUACUUUUACAAAUAGUUUCAACACCUUUUAAUGAUAUUCUUAUUAUUUCUUGUUAUUGUUAUGGUAAAUUAAUUCCAAAAUAUAGUAAAUGUUUUUUAUCAAUAAGAACUACUUUUUGGGAUGAAGUUAAUCCAAUGAAAUUUCAUAUUAUUACAUCUACAAAUGAACAUUUAAUAUUUAAUUUUUUAUUACCUAUUUGUUCUAUAAAUAAUUCAAUAUAUAAUAUAAUUAUUCAUCCAAAUACAUAUAAUAAUGUUUCUUUAACAGAUUUAAAUAAAGGAAUUAUACCACCUCCUUUAUGUCAUAUUUCAAUUCCAAUUCAAUCAACUCAAUACAUUUAUUCUAAAAUAAUUAAUAAUGAACCUUAUAUUAUUAUUAUUGAUUUAUUUAAUAUUAUUCAUAUUUUAAAAUAUAUUAAUAAUCAAAUAAAUAAAAUUAAUGAAAUAAAAUGUCCUGUUGAUUAUCCAACAAAUAUUUGUUUAAUUUCAUCAUUUGAAUUAUUUAUUAUUGAUUCUACAAAUCAAACAUCAAUUAUUAUUAAUAUUAAUAAUGGUAAUAAUAAUAAAAUAAAAUUUACAAAUCUUCCAUCACCAAUUCAUUCACUUACUCAAAUUAAUGAUAUUUUAUAUUUCCAAUUAUUUAAUGGAAUAAUUAUUACUUCUAAAAAAAUUACUCCUAAUAAUUAUAUUAUUAAUUCAGAAUUAUCUUUAUCUCAAUUUAUACCUGAAUAUUCUAUAGUUAUAUUUAAUAAUAAAAUUCAUUCUUUUUCAUUAUUUGGUCAUAAACUUUAUGAUAAUAAUAUUGAAAUAGGUGAAAAUGUUAAUUCUUAUUUUAUUUCUAAUAAUUAUAUUUUUUAUACUACAUUAAACCAUACACUUCAUGCAAUUAAUAUAAAACAACAUUCAAUUUUUAUUAGAUCUAUUGAACGUGGUUCAAGUAUUAUUAGUUAUGUACCAAAUGAUACAAAACUUAUUUUUCAAAUGCCAAGAGGAAAUCUUGAAGUUAUUCAUCCAAGAGGAGUUAUUCUUGAUAUUAUUAUUGAUUUACUUAAAAAAAAAGAUUAUAAACAAACAUUUGAAAUUGUAAGAAGACAUAAAAUUAAUUAUAAUUUUAUUAGAGAUUAUGCUUUUAAUCAAAUUCUUGAUGAUAUUCCAAUUAUUAUUACUCAAAUUGGAAGUGCUGAUCAUAUAAAUGCAUUUUUAUUAUCAUUAGAAAAUGGUAUUCUUGAUCCACCUUAUUCAUAUUAUAUUGAAAAUUCAUUUGAAGAUCAUACAGAUCAAACAAAAACAAUUGCUUUAACAAUUAGAAAAUAUCUUAUUGAUUCUCAUUUUCCUUGUGAUUUUGUUACAACAUACCUUGCUACUUAUCUUUUAUUACAACCAAUUGAUUUUGCUAUAGUUUUAAAAGAUUUGUUUAACUUUAAUGAACAAGGUAAAAUAAAUGGUAUUAAAUAUUUAAGUACUUUCUUCCCAAUUAAUGCAAUUUUUAAAUCUGCAUUACAAACUCAAUCUAAGAAAAUAGCUCGAUUUGUUAUUUCAUAUUCUUCACUUGAUCCAAAAGAAUAUGAAGAACAAAUUAAUACUCUUUCAUUAGAUUAA
Molecule: messenger RNA, 2280 nt
Organism: Entamoeba dispar SAW760
Lineage: Eukaryota; Evosea; Mastigamoebida; Endamoebidae
Product: ikappab kinase complex-associated protein, putative
Exons: 1
Coding region: 1-2280 (759 amino acids)
Biological process (GO): tRNA wobble base 5-methoxycarbonylmethyl-2-thiouridinylation
Cellular component (GO): cytosol; elongator holoenzyme complex
Molecular function (GO): protein binding; tRNA binding
Source: RefSeq, a predicted model, not a curated record